Messenger RNA from Mauremys reevesii (Reeves's turtle), 4054 nucleotides. RefSeq names its product scinderin (gene SCIN). Gene Ontology annotation, cellular component: cytoplasm; actin cytoskeleton. The record is from RefSeq and is a predicted model, not a curated record. Gene Ontology annotation, molecular function: phosphatidylinositol-4,5-bisphosphate binding; actin filament binding. The transcript has 23 exons. Lineage: Eukaryota; Metazoa; Chordata; Testudines; Geoemydidae. Gene Ontology annotation, biological process: actin polymerization or depolymerization; barbed-end actin filament capping; actin filament severing. The coding region runs from base 482 to 3193 and encodes 903 amino acids.
GCUCACUGUCAGCCUCAUCAGGAGCACUGUGUUUGGUUGUGUGUGUCUCCCUCUCUCUUUGCAAAGGAGCUGUGCCUCUCUCCUUCGUCUCUCUGCCCAGGGACAUGUAUUAAGGGCCUGCCUGCAUGCAGUUCUAUUGGGCAGGAGUGGGGCAGGUCUCUGGAAGGCCACCAGAGGGGUUGAAAACCUCCUGACUACCAUAAGGCCUUGCUGUGAGGGGACAAGGAAGGCUGGUUGAGGAACAGGAUAUGUCCACAGUAACGGACUGUGAUGUCAUAGAAGAUUAUGACUUCAAAGAGGAUAAAUAAUAAGUAGCAAGAGCAGAUGAACAGCUAAGCAGUCCUCGCUGACAUCAAGGCUCCAUUGUGCUGGAUGAUGUACGUACACAUACUAAGAGACAGAGUCUGCCCUGAAGAACCUACAAUCCAAGGGCUUGUCUACAUCAACAGGGGUUAAAAUACCUGUGAGGAAAAAUCCCAUAAUGCUCACCACUAGCUACAAAGGCAAACAGCCCACCUUCUCUUUUGAAAGACAAAUCAAAUUUUCUGCAUGCCUGGAUUUGGCCUUUGCACAGAAUCAAAGUUUUGUGCAGCAGCUCCGAGCCACCCCGCAGAGGGAUAUAUGGCAAAAGCAGCCUCCCGAUUUUAGCCACAAAUUAUAUAAAUCUUCCAGGCCUUCACGAAAACCACCAGAAAAGGAAAAGGAAGAUCUGAAGAAGGCCAAGAGCACAGAAUCUGAGACUAAGCAACAGCUUCCAAAGAUAAAGUCCAGACAGUUCCACGCUGCUUUGGAAAGGAAGAAAGAGUUGCCCAAGAUUGUCACAAGGUUUCCACACGUGGGCUCAUAUGAACUGGAUAUAAUGUUUGUGAAGAAUGGAAAAUAUAAGACUGGCAUAUACCAAGAUCCCAAACCACAUGAUUUUAGGCAGUAUGAAACUAAUAUACCAGACUUUGUGACAAGUUACCCCAGAGACCCUUUCAAUUUAAAGUUCAAAUCUCAGCAUUUAAAUGCAGUUCAUGCACUUCAGCCAUUGAAAGACAAGCAAAAGGACACCAAGGGGAGAUUCAUUACGUACAAGCCUCAUGAAUGCAAAUGGGAAUCCAGGCUAAUUCUGCCAAAGAAUGCUUGGCCACCGAAGUCUGCUUCAUUUACGAGACACAGAAGGCGACGUGGUGUCCACACAGCAUUCCUAGAUCGUGUGAAUGAAAAGCUAUGUACAAUAUGGCAGGAGGAAGUAGGAAAAGAAUGCAGCCAGGAUGAAAGCACAGCUGCGGCAAUCUUCACUGUUCAGAUGGAUGACUAUCUAGGUGGGAAACCUGUGCAGAGUAGAGAAAUUCAAGGACACGAGUCUACUGACUUCGUUGGAUAUUUCAAAGGAGGGAUUAAGUACAAGGCAGGUGGUGUUGCAUCUGGAUUUAAACACGUAGUCACUAACGACUUGAGUGCACAGAGGCUUCUGCAUAUUAAGGGCCGGAGGGUAGUGAGAGCUACAGAAGUUCCUCUCAGCUGGGCCAGUUUCAACAAAGGAGACUGUUUCAUUGUUGAUCUCGGAACUGAAAUUUACCAGUGGUGUGGCUCAACAUGCAAUAAAUUUGAGCGUCUGAAGGCUUCUCAAGUUGCUGUUGGCAUUCGGGACAAUGAGAGGAAUGGAAGAUCUCAGCUAAUUGUUGUAGAAGAAGGAAGUGAGCCAAGACAACUUACAAAGGUUUUAGGGACUAAGCCACUGCUUCGUGAGGGUGAUGAUAAUGAUGAUGAGGCAGCUGAUAUCACAAACAGGAGAAUUGCUAAACUAUACAUGGUGUCAGAUGCAAGUGGGUCCAUGAAGGUGUCGGUGGUUGCAGAGGAAAACCCCUUCUCUAGGGCUAUGCUUUUGUCUGAAGAGUGUUUCAUUUUGGACCAUGGUGCUGCAAGAAAGAUCUUUGUGUGGAAAGGCAAAGAUGCUAACCCACAUGAGAGAAAGGCAGCCAUGAAGACUGCCGAAGAAUUCAUACAACAAAUGAACUACCCUGCCAAUACCCAGAUUCAAGUGCUUCCAGAAGGAGGGGAAACUCCAAUCUUCAAACAGUUCUUCAGAGACUGGAAGGAUAAAUAUCAAAGUGAAGGCUUUGGGAAAGUCUAUGUCACUGAGAGAGUGGCUAGAAUUGAGCAGAUUGAAUUUGAUGCUACCAAGUUACAUGAAUCUCCACAAAUGGCUGCCCAACACAAUAUGGUUGAUGACGGUUCAGGGAAAGUGGAGGUCUGGCGUGUUGAAAGUAAUGGCAGAAUCCCUGUGGAGUCUGGGACAUACGGAGAAUUUUUUGGCGGUGACUGCUACAUUAUACUUUAUACUUAUCCUAAAGGACAGAUCAUCUACACAUGGCAAGGCGCACAUGCAACAAAAGACGAGCUGACUGCAUCUGCAUUCCUGACUGUUCAGCUUGAUCGGUCACUAAAUGGACAGGCUGUCCAGAUCCGGGUCUCCCAAGGAAAAGAACCUGCACAUUUGCUGAGUUUGUUCAAAGACAAACCACUCAUUGUCUACAAGGAUGGAACAUCCAAGAAAGGAGGUCAGAAACCCGCUCCCCCCACACGUCUCUUUCAAAUUCGCAGGAACCUGGCGUCCAUCACCAGGAUUGUGGAGGUUGAUGUUGAUGCAACUUCAUUGAACUCCAAUGAUGUUUUUGUUUUGAAACUGCCAACGAACUCCGGCUACACCUGGGUCGGAAAAGGAGCAAGCAGAGAAGAGGAAAAAGGAGCUCAAUAUGUAGCCAGCAUUCUGAAAUGUCAAACCACUAGGAUUGAGGAAAGCCGGGAACCAGAGGAAUUCUGGAGAGCCCUUGGAGGUAAGAAAAAAUACCAGACUUCAGCACAGCUGCUAACUGAGUCUGAAGACCACCCGCCUCGUCUCUAUGGCUGUUCCAAUAAGACUGGCAGGUUUAUUAUUGAGGAGGUCCCAGGAGAAUUCACUCAGGAUGAUUUAGCUGAAGAUGAUGUCAUGUUGUUAGAUACUUGGGAGCAGGUGUUUGUCUGGAUUGGUAAAGAUGCUAAUGAAACUGAGCGAAAUGAAUCUGUGAAAUCUGCCAAACGCUAUAUUGAGACAGAUCCUUCUGGAAGAGACAAGGGGACCCCACUUGUUGUUGUGAAGCAAGGAUAUGAACCCCCUACAUUCACAGGCUGGUUCUUGGGCUGGGAUUACAACAAAUGGAAAAACUGAUCUAUCAGUGAAGGCCUCUGCUACAAACAGAAUGCAGUCAGAGCACAACUAUUCUCUAGUAUUCUUAAGCAUUAGCUUGUAAAACAAUAUUGAUGCAGCAGUUGUCACCCAUUCCGCAGCUUUCGUAUAUUCCUCUGAGUAAACUAGCAUGUCUUAGCUUUGGAAAGGUUAAAUGAGAUGAUAAAGUAGUAACAUAAUUUCUUAGUGGUGGGUUGGGUUUUUUACACAGUAUCUAUGUGGAGUGAUACCAUUGGUUUGGUCUUAAAAUGCCUUUUUCUAAACAAAAACUGUAGAUCAGUUACACAUUAAUAUACAAUUUACAAGCUAACAUUCAUCAGUGGGCCAAAUUCUGCUUUUUACACCAGAAUAAGUGAGAGCAGAAUUUGGCCCACCCAGGACCCAUUGAUGUUGAGGGGAAAGAAUCCCAGCAGCAGGAUUGGGCCCUAAUUUACCUAAAGUGUCAAAAUCCUGCGGUCCUUACUAGUACAAAACUUCCAUUGCAGUCUGAAUCAGGAAUGAGAGCUUCUGUCCUGCAGGAGUCCGAGAGAGCCAAUGUGAAAAUGGUACUUUGUUACAUGUGGUUCAGGAAAUGGAUAUAAUCUGAGUGGAGCAGAUGCUAUAGGCUUGAAUGAAUGUGAUGUGAACAUAUAUCAUCAUAAGGCCCGGUACAGUUGGCUGUGACAGACACUGUUUCUAUAGAGCCCUCAGACACAUACUGGCUGCGUGUUAUCCCUGUUAGGGGUGGGCAAACUUUUUGGCCUGAGGGCCACAUUGGGGUUCAGAAACUGUAUGGAGGGCCAGGUAGGGAAGGCUGUACCUCCCCAAACAGCCUGGCCCCUGCCCCAUCAACUCCCUCCCACU